AUGAUGACCAUGUCCUACCCCGACGACAAGAACGACAACCGCAACUACUACCAGGGCUCGUCGGCGUACUACGCCGGGCCGAGCAGCUCGAACGCAGCGCCGCGCGACGCCCCGCCGGCAUACUCCGCGCCGCAGCCCUCGUACGCAGCACCCCAGCCCUCGUACGCCCCGCCCCAGCCCUCGUACGCUCCUCCCCGGUCCUACCCGCCCCAACCCACCCGUGACUCCCCGCCCUCAACCUCGCGCAUCUCCCCCACCGGCGUGGACGAGGACGGCUCGCCCCAAGGCUCGGUCUACGCGCAAGCCAAGGCCGCGUACGACAACCCACUUGCGCACAACGACUCGUGGGCGCCCAAUGCCACCGACUAUGCGCUGCGCGCCCUGCCCAAGAUCGACUUCAUGCUGCGCGUCAAGUCGCGCCUCUCGCGCACGGCCGGCCAGCCGUUCGCGACUGAGCCGCGCUCCUUCCGCCGCCAGGCCCCGCCCACGCCCACCGCGUCCUUCCCGCCGCUAAUCCUCCAGCCGGACGGCAAGGACGGCCUCAUCGGCGCGGGCUUCAAGCCCAACUACUUUGGCCCGGUGCUGGCCGCGCACGACGUCUCAGCCGCCGACUACGCCCGCUUCCUCGAAGAUAUCUUCACGGCCGGCAAGGUCUCGGGCGGCGGCCAGCUCGUGGCCAACAUCGCGCCUGUCACCAUGCACAUGGGCGUGACGGGGUACUUUGUCACCAAGGCCAUCGUGCGGGGCAUGGCGCGGCGCAACGAGCCGGUCGUGGUCGACACCAUCGAGACGUGGCAGGAGCGCUUCUUCGGCCCGCGCGGGCUGGACGUGUACGUCGUCGCCAAGGGCGAGCGUGCGACCGCCAGGCAUAUGGGCGUGACCCCCGAGCCGCUCUCGCCAGAGGUCGCGAGGUUGACCGGCUCGACCCCGGGAGUGGACGCCAGAAACAGCCGGCGCUCGUCUUCGUCGUCGUCCUCCUCCGACUCGGAGCCCGAGCCCUCCUACUCCCACCUCCCCAAGAAGGAGGCCAAGCUCCAGAAGGAGCUCGACAAGGAGCGCCGCAAGCGCGAGAAGAAGGCGCACGAGCGGGAUCGCAAGGAGGCGCGCAAGGAGAAGCGCAAGGAGAAGAAGGACAAGAAGGACAAGGAUAAGAAGGUCAAGGGCCCGUGGCUCGUUAUUGCUCCGUUGGGCCAGCCACCUGCCGGCGCCUACGCGUACGGAGGGUAUGGCCGUGUUUAG
This is a messenger RNA of Vanrija pseudolonga, 1239 nucleotides long. RefSeq lists its product with no specific name. The transcript has a single exon. The record is from RefSeq and is a predicted model, not a curated record. NCBI's taxonomy places the organism in Eukaryota, Fungi, Basidiomycota, Tremellomycetes, Trichosporonales, Trichosporonaceae. The coding region runs from base 1 to 1239 and encodes 412 amino acids.